Toxorhynchites rutilus septentrionalis is the source of this 1155-nucleotide messenger RNA. It is a transcript of the gene Spx, whose product is annotated as splicing factor 3B subunit 4. The coding region runs from base 29 to 1114 and encodes 361 amino acids. The transcript has 2 exons. Lineage: Eukaryota; Metazoa; Arthropoda; Insecta; Diptera; Culicidae. Gene Ontology annotation, biological process: positive regulation of mRNA splicing, via spliceosome. Gene Ontology annotation, molecular function: RNA binding. The record is from RefSeq and is a predicted model, not a curated record. Gene Ontology annotation, cellular component: U12-type spliceosomal complex; nucleolus.
CAGACUGAAAGUAACCAAAACGUAAACUAUGGCAGCCGGUCCGAUUGCUGAAAGAAAUCAAGAUGCCACAAUUUACGUCGGCGGGUUGGACGAUAAAGUGUCCGAAACGCUACUGUGGGAAAUGUUCGUUCAAGCCGGUCCGGUGGUCAACGUUCAUAUGCCGAAAGAUCGUGUGACACAAAUGCACCAAGGUUACGGAUUCGUGGAAUUCUUGGGCGAAGAAGAUGCCGACUACGCAAUUAAAAUUAUGAACAUGAUCAAGUUGUACGGAAAACCGAUUCGUGUGAAUAAGGCUUCUGCUCAUCAGAAGAAUCUGGACGUUGGAGCUAAUAUUUUCAUCGGUAAUCUGGACCCUGAAGUGGACGAGAAAUUGUUGUACGACACAUUUUCUGCAUUUGGAGUUAUUCUGCAAACACCGAAGAUCAUGCGAGAUCCGGAGACAGGAAAUUCGAAGGGCUUUGCGUUCAUUAACUUUGCAAGCUUCGAAGCAUCCGAUGCGGCGAUGGAUGCCAUGAAUGGUCAAUACUUGUGUAAUAGACCAAUUUCAGUGUCGUAUGCUUUCAAGAAAGAUUCGAAGGGCGAACGUCACGGAUCAGCCGCGGAACGUUUGCUGGCUGCUCAAAAUCCGCUUUCGCAUGCCGAUCGUCCUCAUCAGUUGUUCGCAGACGCACCGGUUCCACCACCAAUAAUGCCGAUGAUGCCAUCGCACCCAAUGAUGCCUCCACCACUGAUGGCACCUCCCCCUCCCCCGACACCUGCUGCCGUUCCGCCACCUCCACAAGCUCCAUCUCCGGGACAAUUCAAUGCUGGUGCAAUUCCUCCACCGCCGCUACCGCCUCCAAUUGGUCAACCACCACUUCCACCAUCGGCGCCGAUGGGUAUUCCAGCGCCACCACGGAUGAUUCCUCCGCCACCGUGGCAACAACCGGCUCCGCCACCACCGACACCUCCUUCAGUUCCACCUGCAGCGGUUCCCCGACCACCUCCCCCGAAUUGGCGUCCUCCUCAACCACCGCUACCUCCACAGAUGCCACCUGGAGCAUUCCCUGGGCAGCCUAGAAUGCCACCACCACCCCCAAACACUAAUUUCAGUGCAGAUACGUUUAAUUUUUAAGCUACACUUUGACACUUCGGAAAAUAAACCGGUCAAUGGAA